UUUGUAAUUUUACCAUUUUGAAACACUGUCAAGGCAACGAUAACGUAUAACGAUGAAAACUUUUAAGGCCACCAUUUUUGUUGGUCUAUUAUUUUGCAUUAGCGGCAUUAAUUGCAACGUGCUUAGUUCGUUUCUUAAGCCUUAUGUGUAUAAAUUUGGCGAGGAUAGUGGUAACGUGGUCCAAAUAUUAGAAGGAUCAAUUUUGCCUUUACAGCACCAAACAUAUAAAGAUAUAAAGAUUCCUGAUGGAAUGGAUGUGAGUUAUAUUGAAGUUCGAGUGCAUUCGUUCUCGCCACCCAAAGUCGAUUACGAUAGCAGCAAUCAACAAGUCUCUAUUGCUUUCAGUUAUACUCAAGUCUCAGUGUCUACAUUCAAAAUCACUGUAAAAGCCGUCCCUAAUGUUGAUCAUAUAGAAGAAAAGAGUAUGAAGAAGCUGUGAAAAAAUACAUUCAUUACUAAAGUAUUCUAUGCUAAUAUGUAUCUACAAUAAUUACAUUCUUCAUAAAUGUAAUUUAAUCGAAUAAAUGAGUAAGUUCUUCCUUUUG
Molecule: messenger RNA, 545 nt
Organism: Colias croceus (clouded yellow)
Lineage: Eukaryota; Metazoa; Arthropoda; Insecta; Lepidoptera; Pieridae
Exons: 3
Coding region: 53-439 (128 amino acids)
Source: RefSeq, a predicted model, not a curated record